AUGCCGCAGUUCCCAAACCGAAUCUGCUACUCGGAGAAGUACUACGACAAUGAGUAUGAGUACCGCCAUGUCAUCCUGACCAAGGAGUUGGCUACACGUGUCGUUCAGCUCAGCAACUCUGGAUCUCGCCUUCUGAAGGCGAGAAAUUGA
Molecule: messenger RNA, 150 nt
Organism: Cladocopium goreaui
Lineage: Eukaryota; Dinophyceae; Suessiales; Symbiodiniaceae
Source: the annotation of a GenBank genome assembly